AUGCAUUUGUUCACAGGUUUGGGUCUUCCACCAGACUAUCUGGGUUCACGUGCCCUUACUGAACUGCAGCCUCCACCCUCUACCAUCGGCAGCUCAGAAUUCCCCUUCUCCAUAGACGCGAGUUCCAGGCUGACAAGUCCUCGACCCAGCAGUUUGCGGCAGAGUCGGAAAAGGGCUCUUUCCUCAUCCCCAUACUCAGACUCAUUUGACAUCAACUCUAUGAUCCGCUUCUCUCCAAAUUCUCUGGUUUCCAUAGUAAAUGGUUCCCGAAGCUCCAGUGCUAGUGGCUCUUAUGGGCACCUUUCAGCAGGGACAAUCAGUCCUGCGCUGGGGAUGCACCCUGGCAUGGCACCUCAUCUGCAGCAGCUCCAAGCACAUCUCCUUAGAACAGCAGCAGGAAGCCUUCUACCGCCACUGCCUCCUCACCCUCAAGCACAGACACAAGUUCCAGGAGGGCUCUUCCCCUUACCUCACCAUCCCUUACAGCCUUCCACAGGGCAUUCCAUAUCGAAAACAGAGGUGUCAGGGGAUGCGUGCAAGAAGCUGGACUCCCCUGUCUCUAGUAGUGUGGUGGAGGCAGACACUAGUGCAUCGGGCGGGGGUGCUGGGAACCAGAGGAAAGCACGGAUAAAGAGGGAACCUGUCACAACUAAUGCCAACCUCACAAGUGCAGGUGCAGGACCUGUGUCAGGAGGACUUGGUUCAGACUGUAGUAGCAGCAAAUGUUCUCCAGGGGGUGCUGAUUCUGGAGACCCUCUCAAAGAUGAACCAGGAGAUUUCAUCGAAACAAACUGUCACUGGCGGGAAUGUGGUCUCGAAUUUCCUACGCAGGAUGAUCUUGUCAAGCACAUCAACAAUGAUCACAUUCAUGCAAACAAAAAAUCAUUUGUUUGCCGCUGGGAGGAUUGUUCACGAGAUGAGAAGCCAUUCAAAGCUCAGUACAUGCUCGUGGUGCACAUGCGGCGUCACACUGGCGAGAAACCUCAUAAGUGUACGUUUGAAGGGUGCUACAAGGCUUACUCGAGGCUGGAGAAUCUCAAAACACAUCUAAGAUCCCACACUGGAGAGAAACCAUACAUGUGUGAAUAUCCUGGCUGCAGUAAGGCAUUUAGUAAUGCAUCAGACCGUGCCAAGCAUCAAAAUCGUACCCAUUCUAAUGAGAAACCAUAUGUAUGCAAAGCUCCAGGCUGCACAAAGAGGUACACAGACCCAAGCUCUCUGAGGAAACAUGUGAAAACAGUGCAUGGUGCAGAGUUUUAUGCCAACAAGAAGCACAAGGGUCCAGGUGAUGGUGCUGAGGAUGGUUCCAGUGGAGCUGGUGGCUUGCUGGACAGCAGUCCACACAGUGAGGAGAUGAUGAGUGGCAAGACAGCCAGUCUUUCCAGUCCCAGUGUCAAGUCUGAGGAGGCCAGUUCACCGGCUCAACAAGGCAGUCCUCUAAGUGUUACUCAGCAUGCAAACAAUGGUUUAGAUGAGCCUGUUAGUGACUCCAAUGUCAGCACAACCAAUCACACCCUGACAACUGUGGAGGCAGAAGAUUGGGCAGAUGAGGGCGAAGAACUUGAGGUGCCAGACAUCCAUCUUUCUGUGAGGGCUGUUGUGGGUGGAGGUUCAGACCCUAUAGGACCACCAACAAAUCACGCCUCACAGAGGAUCAAGAGACUUCAAGCGAAAGGGGUCACAACACUACCACCAUUGCCAAGUAUUGCAGGUGCGAGAAGAGGAAUCAAUCUAAGUGACCUGCCCAUGCAUUUCACUGAUCUCAAGGUGGAGGGCUUAAAGAGCAAUGCCACUGUGGCACAAACCCAGCUUAUUGACUUGCAACUGAAGUUGGCUCCUGGCCAGACGAAUGCUCAGAAACAGAUGCAGCAACAGGCCACUUUGCGGCGUGAUAGCAACUCCACAGUCAGCACAUACUAUGGUAGCAUGUGUUCAGGAGAGCUGGGCUCUAGUCGACGCAGCAGCCAAGCUUCUCAGGCAUCAGCAAUGUCUUGUGUCAGACCUGGAAGCGGGCAGGUAGGCUCAUCCUGUGACCCCAUCUCUGCUGGCAGCUCACGAAGGUCAAGUCAGCUCAGCAAUACAGGAGGAGUGACCAAUGUAGGGCACAAUGUGUCCCAUUUGUUGCCUGCUGGCAUGAGCAGCCACCUACAGCGCUUACACUCACGGGUUCUUGGCGGGCAUCAAGACCCUCUUUACUGCACUUCUAACCUCGUUCUGCAGACGCAGAACAUGUCUCUGCAACAUCAGAGGCGUCAGCAGCAACAGCACCAUCAGCAGCAACACUAUCACCACCACCAUCACCAUCACCAACAUCAUCCGGGUACUGGAAGUUGGUUGCCACAGUCAAGCAAUAACAAUAGUUCCGCCAACACAGUGGAUAACCGCCGAAUGUCAGAACCAUGCCGAGGUGGAUCAGACAGAUCUACACCCCCUCCCCCUCGUCCUCACAGUGUUGUAUUGCCUCCUAUUGCACGAGGUCAAGAGCACCAUCCUAAUCAAGAAGUGGUUCUGGAUGAAGUGGCUGAGGGAGAAAUGGUAGAGAAGAACCUAGUGAUUCCUGAUGAAAUGAUGCACUUCCUUAGCCAAGUUGCAGAUCAUACUAAGGAUGAGAGUUCAAGUAGACCUACUGCCAACACAACCAACACUGCCCAUGUGUUCCAGCUACCAGCCUGUAAUAGCCAUCAACAAGGAACCUUUGUUGGGAGCCAUACAGGACAACAAAUGCCAACUAAUGACCCAGCAAGUCCUGUUGCACCUUACAAUCAAUCUGUACCAAGCUAUCCUCUCUCAGUUCCUUCCAGUGGGUUCACAGGUCAGUCCAUUCCAGCAAGCCCUGCAUCUAGCAAUGCUGCAUACUGUCACUCAAUGCCAGUAGCCAACAGCCCAGCACAGGGACCUCCCAGUGUCAUUAUGGGUCAAUCUGCACAUUUAAGCAAUCCACAUCAGAACGGUGGAUUCAAUAAUGCAACAUUGCCUGUGAUGAAUAGCCAGUGCCAGUCCAUGAUGAAUGGCCCUGUGUCAUGUCAAUCAGUGCCAGGUGUGGGUUAUAAUGGGCCAUCCAUGCCUGUGGUAAAUAAUUCAGGUCACUGUCAGCCAAUCAUGAACAGUUCAGGACAUUGUGGUUCUACUGCCCAAACAAAUAUGCCUGGGUUUAUGGGUCCUGUAACCCCAAUGGGGAAUAAUUCAACACAGUGCCAUUCUAUGCAAAGCCCAGCACAGGCUAAUGCUGGAUAUCUUUGUCCAUCAAUGCCAACAAGUCCUGCAAAUUGCUAUGGUGCUGGAGGACACACCCCACAGCAGCUAAGUCAGCAGCCUCUCACAAGUCCUGCUGCAGGAGCUCCUGCCCCUCAGCAGGCUAGCAACUGCUGGCAGCAAAAUCUGCCGAUGAUGCAAGCGGCUCAGAUGUCACGUGGCAAUGCAGUCUACCCCAGCACUGUCCCUAUGCAGCACCAUGACGGUUUGAAUCAGCAAGCAGUUCAGUACAGUGGUUGCUAUCAGCAGCAACCUCAACAGAUGGCACCAUGUGUAAACUGCACACACCACCAUCAGCAAUACCAGCAGCAGCCACAUGCCAGCUGGAACAACUACAACCACCAGAUGCCUCCACCACCAUACCAGCAGCGAUCACAGCAGUUCACAAAUCCUCCAUGUCCACAGUCCCUUCAGUGCAAUAACACCACCAAUCCUGGACUUAUGGCCCCACCGGGCACAUCCUGUAAUCAGCCACAAAAUCGACCUGCGUCUAAUAGUGGACACAGUAUUCAUAAUGUGUCAUAUCAUUCACUUGGGAAUAACAGUGUGACAGAAAUUCAGUGUCGGGACAUUAGCCAAUCAUCCCCAAAUAAUGGCAGUGUGGCUCAGACAAAUGUGAAUUCUGGCAAUGUGCCAUUAGUCACAGGUAAUGUUAGAGGGAUGAGGCAAGACACAUACCAGAGAACGCUUGAAUAUGUGCAACAGUGUCAGUCCUGGGCAGGCAGUGACAUGGUGUCCAGCAGUACACACCCUCUGGGCACUGGAUCAGAAGCCUCCUCCCUUAAAGGUCCUUUACAAGGGUCCACAUCGAACAUGGUGAUCAAUGACAUGACAUCAUCAUUAACUUCAUUGCUGGAGGAAAACAGAUACUUACAGAUGAUUCAGUGAACAUAAAUAUUCUUUCUAGUAUCAGGACUGCAAAAAUAAUAGUUGCGAGAAGUUUCUGUUUGGACUUAAGACAUGAGUUAUAACUAGAAUUGAUUUAUGGAUCACACAGUAUCACUUGUUAAUUGUACUCAGGUAAUUUAUUACUUAUACUUGCAAUUCACUGAUGUAAGACUUAUACACAGUGUCCAAAAAGUCACUCUUGGGAUUUUAGGAGGCUGCACUUUUUUAACCAUUGUUUAAAUAGAAAAAACAUUGAAAUGGAGGUUAAAAAUAAUUCUCAGUAAACUGCCACAUGUUCUUUUUCACUGUACAAGAGAUGUUCUUCUGAAAUCAGUUAUCAGCUAGAUAACUGUUAUCCCAUGAGCAUACACCAAUAGAAACUUUCAUUUCCAUGUUCUGCUUUUCCUAUAUGUAUAAUAGUUAAGAAUAGCCUGCUAAAGCCUCAGUGUGACUGUCUGUAUGGCCUGUAUUACUGCAAGGCGAUACACAUAUUACUGCGUAAGUUUUCAGAUUUUCUUAGUGUCGAUUAGUACAACAGGAUGCUACGAUAUAAUAUUAUAUUUCAGAUUUUCACAGGAAUGAGUGCUCAUAUUAUGAUCUCAUGGAUUAUAAUACUGCAAUAUGUCAUAGACAGAUAACAACAUUUAGGAGGAGCAUGCUGCGAAUAUCUUCAUGGUUGAAGUGGUGUGGAUGCAAUCAAGUUAUAUACACUGAUUAUGAAGGAUGUGUUCACCCAAAUCUACAGAUGGGUGGGGGGAGGUGAAGCUCAGUCUGAGCCAAUAGGAAUAUGGAAGAGGAACUGUGAGAGAAAAUUCAGCAUGUACUAGGGAUAAAAAUAGUUACAUUACAAAUUUGAUUUGUCUCAUUCAGGUCGGUCACACUAUUAAUUACAAAGUGGAUAAUUUUCAGUCCAGUGUGACAUACA
Cryptotermes secundus is the source of this 5065-nucleotide messenger RNA. It is a transcript of the gene ci, whose product is annotated as transcriptional activator cubitus interruptus. Lineage: Eukaryota; Metazoa; Arthropoda; Insecta; Blattodea; Kalotermitidae. Gene Ontology annotation, molecular function: RNA polymerase II cis-regulatory region sequence-specific DNA binding; DNA-binding transcription factor activity, RNA polymerase II-specific. Gene Ontology annotation, biological process: regulation of transcription by RNA polymerase II. The transcript is spliced from 14 exons. The record is from RefSeq and is a predicted model, not a curated record. Gene Ontology annotation, cellular component: nucleus. Bases 1 to 4140 code for a protein of 1379 amino acids.